Mesorhabditis belari is the source of this 261-nucleotide messenger RNA. The record is from the annotation of a GenBank genome assembly. Lineage: Eukaryota; Metazoa; Nematoda; Chromadorea; Rhabditida; Rhabditidae.
AUGGGUGAUUUGAUCAGCAUCAACGCGAACACUCUUCAAUUCUAUCGUCACGGGAUCUCGCAUCCAUGGAAGAUGUUCUGCGAGCCGUUCAUGCUAAAUCAUGGAGUGUUGAUUGUUGGGUAUGGAGAGGAAAAGAAUAAGCCCUACUGGAUCGUGAAGAACUCGUGGGGACAACGCUGGGGAGAGAAUGGAUAUUAUCGUUUAUACCGCGGGAAGAACGUUUGCGGAGUGCAAGAGAUGCCCACAUCAGCCAUUGUGAAA